Messenger RNA from Dioscorea cayenensis subsp. rotundata (Guinea yam), 1836 nucleotides. RefSeq names its product WD40 repeat-containing protein HOS15-like. Gene Ontology annotation, biological process: regulation of transcription by RNA polymerase II. The transcript has 14 exons. NCBI's taxonomy places the organism in Eukaryota, Viridiplantae, Streptophyta, Magnoliopsida, Dioscoreales, Dioscoreaceae. The record is from RefSeq and is a predicted model, not a curated record. Gene Ontology annotation, cellular component: histone deacetylase complex. Gene Ontology annotation, molecular function: transcription corepressor activity; protein binding. Bases 81 to 1742 code for a protein of 553 amino acids.
AAAAAAACUAUAAAUAAAGAUCCCUGCACAUAAACUUGUCACACAGGAAUCGGUCCAUCAUCGACAAAGGAAAGGGUGCCAUGGAAAUGGAAUGGGAAGGACAAACCCUUGAUCCAGCAAACGUAAUUGGAACACGUCAGCCUCCUCCGCCGUUCCCCUCCGGCGCGCCAAACAAUCAAGUCUCCAAUCAUCCCCCUAACGAUGAUAUUUUUGGCGAUCUCACCUCCAAACUGCGUAAUUUCCGCAUUGUCCAAUAUCCUGAGGAAAAAGGUUUCCCACAAACUGCAUAUAACCUUGCAAAUGAGACUGGGAUUAAGAAUAUCAACGAUGUUGAUGUUGGUAAAGGUGCAAUUCCAAACGAAACUCUGUUUUCGUAUAUGCGAGAUGGUCUUGAAUACGCACAACUGAAGGCAAAUUUGCAUGCUCAUGACUCCGGUUCUUUCAUCAAGUGUUGUUCUCUUGACCCUGUGGAUAUUAUUACAAUUAAUGUGGAUAGCUGCUUAUCACAAAUAAUUGAUGAUAGGAACAAAAAUGCAAUUGAUCAUGAAGAAGAUAUUGACUAUGAUGUGCCAGACAAAGAGUCAGACCAAUCCGAAGUUAAUGUUCAUAAAGGACCUCCAUUAAGGGGUCAGAUCCCUAGUGUGCCAUCAGUGACUCAUCAAGUUUCUAAUUUAGAUGUAUUUGUCUCGGCAGGACAUAGUUUAGAGGGUUCUGCCUGUGCUUGGAGUCCAACAGAUUCUCUUCUGGCAAUUGGAUCUUCAAAUUCAACGGCACAAAUAUGGAAAAUUUCAGAUGACUUCUCCGGUAUGCAUACUUCAAUUCCAGGGGUGCAUUUUCUUAUUCAGUUUGAUGAUAAAACCUAUAAGUCAAGUGGACCAGUCACUAAAGUUGCUUGGAAUGGAGAAGGGGAACUUCUUGCAAUAGGUUCAGAGUAUGGGUUCGCAAGUAUUUGGUGUAAGAAUGGUGAAUUACGCAAGACACUAUACAAAGAUGAAGAGUCUAUAUCAUCUAUAUUAUGGAACAGUAAAGGUGAUCUUCUCCUAAUUGGAAGUGAUGACAGCAGAUUUAUAAUAUGGGACACAAUAACUUGGAAACCCAAGCAAAAAUUAAGAUUUGAUCCAGAACUGCCUGUUGUUAUUGCUGCAUGGAGAGACAAUACUUCAUUUACAAUAUGCUCAAGGGACAUGAGAAUUUAUGUUUGGAACGUUGGAGAUUCUCAGCCAAUUAUAAUUUUUACUGGACAUCAGGGCGAUAUUGAUGGUAUCAAAUGGGAUCCUACUGGGACUUUAUUGGCUUCAUACUCUGAAGAUGGGGCUAUAAAGAUUUGGACCUUGAAACAGAACCAAAGUCUACAUAAUCUGAUGCAUUGUGAGCGUAUAAAUAGUAUCAGAUGGAGCUGGACUGGCCCAGGUACAAGCAACCCCAAUAAGCAGCUAUUGCUUGCUAGUGCCGCAGAUGAUGGAACAGUCAAAAUAUGGGAUGGCGUACAAGGGCAUCUCCUUUACUCCUUCAAUGGUCACCGGAGAUGUGUAAUAGAGAUGGAGUUUAGCCCGGAUGGUGAUUACAUAGCUAGUGAAUCAGACGAUGGACGUUUACUGAUAUGGAAAGUCAAAGAUGGAACAAUUGUGAAGUCCUGUGAUGGCUGUGAUCCUUGGUGUUAUAAUCUUUCUUGGAAUAGAGAAGGCAACAAAAUAGCAGCAGGUUGCAAAAAUUACAAGCUUAAUGUGAUUCGCUUGUGGUAGAUCCUUUUUCUAUGCAUUGAGAAACUAUGUGGCCUUAGUAUCUUUUUCUCAACCUGUCUUACAUGCAUGGCGAUCCAAUUUAUUUUUUUCCUUU